This is a messenger RNA of Seminavis robusta, 1972 nucleotides long. NCBI's taxonomy places the organism in Eukaryota, Bacillariophyta, Bacillariophyceae, Naviculales, Naviculaceae. The record is from the annotation of a GenBank genome assembly.
CUGAAAGAUCUCGGCAGUCCCGAAUGGAUCUUUGACGUCAAAUAAAUGCAAAACGACCCUGUCCACAGUCUCCAACGGUCGGCGACAAGAGAGACAACAAUAAAAGCAAAGAAGAGCGAGAAGAAGAAGAAAGAGGGAGCAAAAUAAACCCUGGGAGUGUCAAACAGCAUGGCCCGAACGUCUGGUAUACUGCUAGUUCUCCUUCUGCAGCAACUGCAAGUCCAUGGGUAUUUUGUGCCAGCGACUUCUACGGCAAGUCAGGUAAUACGCCAAAACGGACACGGCUCUCCAAGGCCAAUCCCAGUACAUGUAGUACCACCAGCAUUGGAAAAGACAUGGUUGGGCAGACUGCCAAGGAAGAAUUUUUUGGUGUAUUCGACGCGCCUUCAAGAGGGAAAACUACAAGACCAAGAGAAGGAGGAGGAGAAGCCUACUGGUACCGGUACAACCAAAGAGAAAGAGACUGAAAGUGCCGACCCAUCAUCCCCAAAAGAUACUACUAGUACUAGCACUUCACCACCUGAUGAUAAAGUACAGAUUGAAGGAAUCGGUGGCAAGGGUGGAGUGGUCUAUGAUGUCAACCGUCUCAAACGCAAUCUACUCCAAGAAACCAUGACGGUCUACAAGGAAGAGCUAUGGGACCUGUUGGAAGGGAGCGAUGCUCCGACGAGCAGCAAUCAAGACAUUGUCGAAAAACUGCUGGCACUGGUACAAGCCAGUCCCGUUCGAACUACCACGGAUUCCAAUUUGUUGGAUGGACAAGACGAUUGGGUCUUGGCUUAUCGAUCUCAAUAUCCGACCACGAUCGCAUCCUUGCUCAUGGAAGAAGGAAGUGUCGCUGGGACUUAUUACUACAAUGCACGCUAUACCUUUCUCUGGAAUUCGACGACUGCCAACAAUUACAACCAGGAAGAAGAAACACGCAACAACAAACGACGGUCCUUUGUCUUUUGGGACAAGAUCAAGGAAUUUGUGCAAUCCAAGCAACGGACGUUUCGCUUGGAAGAUUUGGCCGAGGACGAAGAUGCCUAUGUCAAGGAUACCACCUAUAUGCUUGGAGGGAUCCUCACAAGAACACAAUACUACGCUCUGGAUGGCUUGACACGAUCCUCUCUGAUUCUACAACCAUUCGCGACACAAUGGUCCUUGAUGGGUCGAUGCCCUCCGCAACCACAGCAGGGAGGGGAGCAUUCUACAAACAACAACAAACCGCAGGUAUCCGUUCAUAUUGUCUACUUGGACAAUGAUCUCUGCAUAUUGACCGAAGAGGAUGGUCCCGACAGCCCCUUUUGGGUGUACACACGCAACAAGGCAUAUCGGAAUGUGUACAAGAGCAUGAGACGCAAGUUCAAACUGUUGGGGGCAGCCAUGUGGGGAUUGGUUCCACUCCCACAGCGACGACAGCGAUCGCGAAAGAGACAGCCCAUGUUGACGGAAAUUAGUAGUGGUAGUAGUACUGACGGCUCCAUGGCAUCGUCGUCCAACAAAUUGCGAGUCCUGCGAUUGGGGGACAUGGACGAAGACGACGACUCGUGGGAGAGUGAUUCCGAUCCCUUUAUUCACCUCUCGGCAGAUGAACGACAGCGUGUCUUGAAAGAAAUGAGCGUCGAAGAGAUUACCGACAAGUAUCGGAACACCCAAAAGCGAUUUCGAUGGCUCCGCAAGAUGUUUGCCAGACGAAAACGAAAACAAACCUUCAAAGCACCACCGGAAACAUGGAGACGGCCGCAACAAAAGAAAAAGUCGUAGGUUGGGAGAGAAUACAAAUCGAAUCAUUGGAUGGUGCCCACCAGUACAGAAAACCAGGAUUUGCUUGGAUUGUCUUUUCUGGGAUAUACAAGCAAGAUCCUCGGCUACCUGUACUGGAGGGUUGAUGUGUUGCAAUCUAUAAUGAGAGCCCCUACAACCCGUGGCAGCUGAAUCUAUAUAGCUAGCUAGCAAACUGGCCAUUAAUAGCUCAUUUUGAUAUUGU